Cheilinus undulatus (humphead wrasse) is the source of this 451-nucleotide messenger RNA. RefSeq names its product COX8 domain-containing protein. Gene Ontology annotation, biological process: mitochondrial electron transport, cytochrome c to oxygen. NCBI's taxonomy places the organism in Eukaryota, Metazoa, Chordata, Actinopteri, Labriformes, Labridae. The record is from RefSeq and is a predicted model, not a curated record. The transcript is spliced from 2 exons. Bases 83 to 325 code for a protein of 80 amino acids. Gene Ontology annotation, cellular component: mitochondrion.
UCUUAAUGAGGAGCUCAAAGAGAGCACAUCACUGUCAGAGAGCAGUGGUUCAUCUAUAUAGCUCAGCUGGUUUGCAGUGAGGAUGUCGAGCACUGUGCUGAGGAUGAUGGGAAAUAUUUCAGCAUUGACUCUGACUCGUCCAAAGUCAAACCUAAAAGAGAUCAAGAGGAAAAUCUACAGCAAACCUCCCCGCGACAAGAUCGGAAUCACGCAAAGUUUCUUCGUCAUGGCGGUGUUUGCUGUGGGCCUUUUUACUCCAGCUGCAUGGAUCCUUCAUCACCUGCCAGAGUACCGCCAGAGGUCACGCUACACUCCAAGGACCUGAACGUCACCACCUUAUUCAUGUCUAUAGUCAUAUCAUCUAUUUAUAUCUUUACUGUCACUACCCUCAUCUUCAUCACCAUCGUUCUCAUCAUCAUCCUCAUCAUAACCGGCCUGGGGAUACCCCCUC